This is a messenger RNA of Penaeus monodon (black tiger shrimp), 748 nucleotides long. RefSeq lists its product as uncharacterized. The coding region runs from base 23 to 733 and encodes 236 amino acids. NCBI's taxonomy places the organism in Eukaryota, Metazoa, Arthropoda, Malacostraca, Decapoda, Penaeidae. The transcript has 6 exons. The record is from RefSeq and is a predicted model, not a curated record.
AAAGUGUGAAUACCACCAGAUCAUGUGGUCCCAUCCAAAUAACGCCCCUUACUAUGGUCUCUGCGGCUUCUUCGAAGGUGAUAACAACGUAGACAAUGACCUGACUUUACGAACGAACGACACAUUACCUUUGAACGUGUACAUGGUUCCUUCGUUUGGUUACUCGUGGUUGACCGAUGACCAAGAGAAUCCUGUUUGUCCAGGUGCCAAGCCAAGUAAAAAGCAGAGUCCAAGUUUAUGUCUGCAAAACGAUGAUAAAAAGGAAGAACAUGGUGGGAAUUGUACCAAUGCAAUCAACUCAGUGAAGGUUAACGAUGUGUCCAUAUCAGAAGCACAUUUCCAAAUUAUAUUAGAUGCGUGUAUCUACGACUUGUGUUUGAUUAGCCAGAGCACAGGAGACGAUCAAGACAAAUUAUCUGAAUGGUUAGAAGGGCCAGUAAAAGCAUACACAGAGAGGAUCAUUUAUUUGGAAUUGACCUCAUUGGGAUGUGAAUUUGAUGGGCAGAAUUACUUACAGGGAGAUAUAAGGGAAGAAUCUUGUUAUUUCUAUAGGUGUCAUCAUGGCCAAUGGAAAAACACAGAAAUAAAAGUUCCUUCAUGCUGUUCAAGUGGGGGCGAGGAUUAUGAAAAUGGGGAAGAGGCUGCCAUAGAUUGCCAAAUUAAGGUUUGCCGGUGCGGCUCGUGGCAAGACACAGAUAAAAUGGACCCAACUUGUGAGUAUAGAGCGUGUUAAGUCACUGGGAUGUUC